AUAAAUACAACUAUUUUUGGACACACCUAGUUAGGCAUUAGUAAUAAACAAUAAUAAUACUAUUAUUUACGUUUAUUAUUUAUUUUUGGGUGGUUUGGAAAACACGUUACAUAACUUUAUUUUCAGACUCGUUACAUAAUGGUAAACAAAUAAUCUGUUAGUUUCUGAACUUGAGACUAUUUAAGUAGCAACUUUUUGUAGUGAACAUGACAAUCGGUUUUAGAAUUUCCAAGCUUGUAGCGCCCAUAGUCGGGAACGUUAUUUGUUUAUCUCGAGCCCAAUUUAGUGCUGUAAAAAUGAGUAAUCCCGAUUAUAAAGCUGCGACAUCGAUCCAUGAAUUCACCGUGAAAAAUAUAAAGGGUGAAGAUGUGAAAUUGGAUGUUUACAAAGGUCAUGUCUGCAUCAUUGUGAAUGUGGCCUCACAGUGCGGGCUGACUGCGAAUAAUUACAAGCAGUUGAAUGAAUUAUACGAGAAAUAUGCUGAGGACAAAGGUCUGCGCAUCCUUGCCUUCCCCUGCAAUCAGUUUGCUGGCCAGGAGCCUGGUAAUCCCGAGGAUAUUGUUUGCUUUGCUUCUGAAAGGAAAGUGAAGUUUGACCUGUUUGAAAAAAUUGAUGUCAAUGGAGAUAAUGCCAGUCCCUUGUGGAAGUUCUUGAAGCACAAGCAAGGAGGUACAUUGGGCAAUUUCGUCAAAUGGAACUUCACCAAAUUUAUUGUGGACAAGGAUGGGGUACCAGUUGAGCGUCAUGGACCCAAUGUGGACCCAUUGGACUUGGUCAAAUCCCUGGAGAAGUACUGGUGAUCAGCAUCAUGGAAAAAUGGCUCUGCAUUUUUUUUUUACGUCAUAGUAAGCUUUAGUCAAGUUGUAGAUGGUUUUCAACAGUUUCUUCUUUCUCAUCACAGCAUUUAACUUUUACUGUUCUUUACUCUAAAUGUUUAUUAUACAAUUUUUCACGUUUCUUAUAGGUGGCUAUUCGUCGUAGCCAUU
Spodoptera exigua (beet armyworm) is the source of this 986-nucleotide messenger RNA. The record is from the annotation of a GenBank genome assembly. NCBI's taxonomy places the organism in Eukaryota, Metazoa, Arthropoda, Insecta, Lepidoptera, Noctuidae.